AUGAUUUCAAAUAAUCUAUAUCAUUAAAGUAAUUCACUUUUAUAUUUCAAUUAUGAUAAUGAAUUAUUUAUAUUUAAUAAAGAUAUCACAGCUUAUAAAAUUUAAAUCCCUUCUUUAUAAGUUAACUUAACAAAUUUAUAAAUUGCAGGUGAUAAUUUCACUUUUUCACUUAUAUGUCACAAUUAGGGAUAAGAAAAUAACUAUUAUGGUAAAAUUAAUCUUUAAGUAUUAUCUUAGAAUGAUACAAAUAUAUAUGUAGGCACAAAUAUUAUUUUAUUUUCUAUAAUGUUUAAUUAAGAUUUCCCUCAAUAUUAAACUUCAAUUACUAUUCCAGUUACAAAUAAUUUUAUUAGUUUUUCUGGGUAUUUAUUAUAAUAUAAACUAAAUUCAAAUGAAAUACCUUUGAAUUUUUCAUUAAUUGCCUCACAAAAAGCUGGUUAAAUUAAUUAGAGUUAUUUAUUAAUAUAAUCUUUGUCAAUAAUCUAAUAGAAUGAGGCAAUUUUUUAAUAUUUGAUAGGAUAUAACAAUUAUUCAAUAGAUGUUUUGGAAUGUUAAUCUUUAAAUAAUGUUUAUAUCUACUAAUUCACUGAAUAAAGUUCAAUUAAAAUCUCUGUAAAUGCAAAUGCUUUAUAAAUUGCCUAUAGUUUUUAUCCUAAGAUGAUAAUAAUUGGACUCAGUACUAAUGAUACAAUCUAUAUAUUUUAUUACUAUAUUGAUAACAGUAGUAUGAUUAGUUAUACAAAUUAUACUUUUGAAUAAUAAUUCUCAGAUUUUGUAGUAACAUAAAAUAAUAUUAUAAUUCUAAUUCUAAAUUAAGAAAUAAAAAUAAUGAAAUUUGAUUUUACCAAUAUUUUUACUUUAAAUUAGUAAUCAAUAAAUAAACUUUUCAAUAAGAUUAAUUUCAAUCCUAUAUAAAUUAUUGUGAAUACUUAACUAUAAUCAUCUUUAUUAUAUAUUAACAAUAUUAAUGAAGUCAUUAUAUUUUCAAUUGAUUAAAAUAGUUUUCCAAUACCAAUAUCCUUAAUAAAAGUUAAUUUUAUAAUAAAAUAGAUAAAUUUAAUAAAUGUUCAAUUAAUUAUAUCAUAUCUAUGUAAUAAUGAUCAAAAUAUUUGCUUUUAAGUUUGGAAUGUAUAAUAUUUACCAAAAUACAAUUAUGUAAAGAAUCUUUAUAGUGUAAAUAUUGAUAAUAAAGUAAUAAUAUAAUCUGACAACAUGUUUUUAUAUGUUACUUUUAGUAAUUAAACAGUUUAUGUUUAUAAUCCUUCCUUAACAUAUCAUUAGAGUUUAUAUUAUUUAUUAGAAUUAACUUCGCCAAUUUAAUGUGCUUAGGCAAUUCAAAGCUUUUAUUAAUAUGUGCCUCAAUUCUAAUAUUUAAAAUCGAUAAUAAUUCUUAAGAACAAUACUAUUUAUUAGCUUUCUAGAAAGCAAGAACUUCAAAUUUCUGUUGAAUAUAAUAAUGAAGAUUUUAACAAUUCAAUAAUUUAUCCAUAAUUUAUUUAUAAUUAUUCUGUAACUUCAGCAUUAAAUAAAACAGUCUUUUAUUGGAGUCCUAAUUAAAGUAUUAUUUUAUAUUCAAACUACACAGUAUUUUUUAAUUAAACAAAAUUUAUCAAUAAAUUUAAGUUUUCAUAAUAUANUUUCAAUGAUUGGAUUGCUAUUAUUGUAUUUUUACAUUAAAGUUAAAUAACAGAAAAAGUAUUUAGAUUAUAAUGA
This is a messenger RNA of Paramecium primaurelia, 1713 nucleotides long. The record is from the annotation of a GenBank genome assembly. Lineage: Eukaryota; Ciliophora; Oligohymenophorea; Peniculida; Parameciidae.